Molecule: messenger RNA, 1752 nt
Organism: Lytechinus variegatus (green sea urchin)
Lineage: Eukaryota; Metazoa; Echinodermata; Echinoidea; Temnopleuroida; Toxopneustidae
Product: 1-aminocyclopropane-1-carboxylate synthase-like protein 1
Exons: 12
Coding region: 315-1622 (435 amino acids)
Biological process (GO): amino acid metabolic process; biosynthetic process
Molecular function (GO): transaminase activity; pyridoxal phosphate binding
Source: RefSeq, a predicted model, not a curated record
GGUCAACCUUUCUUACGCGCUAAAUCAUCGCUAAUGGUGUAUACCAAUACCACAAGAAAGGAUCACCACUCGUUAGUCGCUCUUAACUUACGAACAGCUUUAUGAAACACCUACCUGAACUGGAUCUUAUGCCGGGUGAAUAUACAAGCACGUUUGUAGUUAUAUACAUUCAUUUGGGAGCCUGAAUUAUUCAAACGGCUAGGAAAAACAGUUCUUGGUUUUUAAGGGAGACCGUCCACUGCCGGCCGGGGAAUAUUGACUGAUCACAUGGAGUGAUCAGGGAGUAUAGGCCUAUCAAAGAAUUCACAGGUGUCAUGGCUUCUCAAUGUGAUGUUGCGAAGCGUGCAGUAGACGGAUCCACUUCCGAAUUUCUCUUGAAAGAUAUUGCGAUUCGCGCAUCGAAAAAUGAAUACGACGAAAAUCACAAUGAGGAGGGUAUAAUAAACAUGUCGACUGCUCACAACGAGUCGGUACGAGAGAUCAUUACUGAAAAGAUGAAUCAGAAAGACCUCCAGACAUGGGACCAUAGCAUGCUUCCUUACAAUCUCGAGCGAAACGGAAGCAGUCGCCUCCGGAGAACCCUGGCCGAUUUCUUAUCAACGUUGAAUGGUCAAAAUGCUCCCGGAACGGUUGAUCCAGAUAAGUUCGUCAUCGUGAAUGGAGUGACGUCAGCCCUUAGUGCAAUGGCUUAUGUGUUAUGCGACCAUGGGGAUACUAUUUUGACACCAUCUCCGAUGUACGGAGCAAUACCACGUGAUCUAGUGGUUCAGAGCGGAGUGAAGACGUUUCCCGUGUAUGUAAGCAGUAAGGCAGAACCCGAUGGAAGAAAACCGUGGGAACUUAAUGUCGAUCUUCUAGAAGCAGGCUUGGAAAAUGCAAAGCAGGAGGGACAUAAUGUCAGAGCUCUUUUGCUGGUAAACCCUAUCAAUCCUUUCGGAACAGUGUACACUAAACAACAAAUUUUGGAGUACCUCGCAUUCUGCAAAAGGCAUGAUAUACAUUGUCUAAUCGAUGAGAUUUACAGCGCAAGUAUCUUCGACGAAUCAGUAGAAAGUUCCAGUGUAUUUACCUUCCAUUCCGAUGAGCUCCCGGACAAGGAGAAAACGCAUAUCGUCUGGGGAACAGCGAAGGAUUUCGGAAUGCCAGGUUGCCCGUUUGGAGCAUGCUAUACAUGGAAUUCCAGAGUUUUAACUGGCCUGGAAAAAAUAGUUGAUUUCUACCAGAUCCCAAGCUUCGUUCAAACGGCAGUGGCAAAAAUGCUCGAGGAUAAAGAGUGGCUGAGAUGGUAUCUUCCUACGCACAAUAAGAUGUUGCAGGAAUCUUCAACCACAGUGAUGGAGACCUUGAAAGAGUUGGGUGUAUCUUUCGUCAGACCAACCGCUGGGUUAUUCAUUUGGGCAGAUUUUACAAAUAUCAUCGGGGACGUCAACAAAGACACCGAGAAACAAUUUGCUCUUCACUGUCUUGAUCACGGACUGGCCUUCGCACCAGGGUCCGCCUUCGUUUAUAACGAACUCGGCUGGGCUAGACUAGUCCAUGCUCUACCAAAAGCUAAAGUUAUCGAAGCAAUGAAGAGGCUCAAAGAAGCGUGUGCAACAUUCCAAACAAGGUACGCACUUUGAAGAUUUAGACCGACGAACUUGGAAGGCACUGCUGUGUGUUGCUGCAUGCCCUCUACGUUCGUUGAUUUGGACCAAGACUCAAAUUGAAACGCUACAGAUGGAGGCGAAGAUGGUUGAAAAUGGACCAAGU